CAGGGGCCCCAACGGGCGGUGACUCGGGGGAGUGCUGCCGGGAAGAUGCCUAAAAAGAAGCGGGAGAAUCUGAGCGUGGCUCAGGAGAUCGAUGGGCUCGAGGAAAAGCUGUCCCUAUGCAGGAGAAACCUGGAGGAAGUGACCGGCCGCCUUCGCAGGGAAGAGCUGAGCCCAGAGGCCAGGAAAGCUUUGGAGAAGGAAAAAAACAACCUGACAAGCAAAGCCUCCAGCUAUGAAAGGGAGCUGAAGUCCCUUCGGAGAGAGAACCGUAAGAACACGCUGCUAUCUGUGGCAAUCUUCUUGCUCCUUCUUCUCGCCUAUGCCUACUGGACUAUGUGACCCCACUAGUUUCCACUGCAAACCACAAGGAACCAUGGUUGGAGAACUGGACUAGGACAGUGAAAGUUGGUCCCUCUUUCUGGACUCUACCUGCUGACUCCCAAAGACACCUGCCUGACUCCCUAGGCCUAGAUGCUAACAAGGCCCAGGGGGCCGUCCCUACCUAAACCAAGAUUCUGGCACCAGGUCUCAUACUCAACCCUGCUGGCGUACAGGGCCUGGAUGUCAGCAGGGAAAUGGUGCUGGCUCCUCCCAGGGAGAAUGGCCAAUAAAGAAGGUUGACAACUGCUUGUCAAAUAAAUGCCA
This is a messenger RNA of Vombatus ursinus (common wombat), 645 nucleotides long. It is a transcript of the gene CCDC167, whose product is annotated as coiled-coil domain containing 167. The transcript has 4 exons. Lineage: Eukaryota; Metazoa; Chordata; Mammalia; Diprotodontia; Vombatidae. Bases 46 to 339 code for a protein of 97 amino acids. The record is from RefSeq and is a predicted model, not a curated record.